Blepharisma stoltei is the source of this 645-nucleotide messenger RNA. The record is from the annotation of a GenBank genome assembly. Lineage: Eukaryota; Ciliophora; Heterotrichea; Heterotrichida; Blepharismidae.
AUGAGCACAAUUAAAACUUCAAAGUCUGGCAUAACAUACACAAAAAGAAAAACGAGAUCAAAAACUGUAAAAUUUGAAAAAACUCCUAAAAAAUCGGAAGGCAAGCGUACUGGAUUUGAGCGUUCCAAUACUUUAGAACAAGGAUCAGACAUAACGAACUCUUUUGAUCUUUCUCACGAUGCAAUCAGCAAGGAUGAUUGGAAAACUCAGUCUAUGAUGCAUGAAGACGUGGAAAGAUCUUUUGAUUCCAUCAAUUUCGAUAUGGCAAAAUCGUUUGAAUUGGAAAAUGGUCAUACUUUUGAAGGGCACAAAGAAAGUGAAAGCGAAAAUUCGCACAACGAAAAAUACGAAGAAAAUAAAAUUUCUUUAGAAAAUGUUAUCCAAGAAAGCCAAGAAGACGAAAAUCAGCUAAAAGAAGAGGUCAAGGAAAAUCCAAUAAUCCCGUUAGAAAAAGAAAAUAAUUUUAAAAUCGAAAUUAAAGAAGAACCAAAACUUAAAUCAAACAAAGAAAAUAAUGAGGCUGUUAAAAAUGCUUCUGAAACCAAGCCUAAAGAAGGAAAAAGCUCCAAAGUUAUAUAUGGAGUCGCUAUUGGUGCAUUAGUAUUACUAGGGAUUGGGAUUAUUUAUAUUAGAAACAAGAAAUAA